AUGGCGGCAUCGAGACGCCUCCGAGACCUACAAGCGCAAAUCGGGAACAAGACCUGCGUCGAUUGCGCGCAGAAGAAUCCUCAAUGGGCGUCGGUAUCGUACGGGGUGUUCAUGUGCUUGGAAUGCUCCGGGAAACACCGCGGCCUCGGCGUUCACAUCAGUUUCGUCCGAUCCGUCACCAUGGAUUCGUGGUCCGAGAUCCAGAUCAAGAAAAUGGAAGCCGGAGGCAACGAACAGCUCAACAAAUUCUUCUCUCAGUACGGCAUCGCAAAAGAGACAGACAUCGUCACGAAAUACAACACCAACGCCGCCUCUGUUUAUCGGGAUCGCAUCCAAACCCUAGCCGAGGGCCGCCCCUGGCGAGACCCGCCGGUUGUCAAGGAAAAUGUCGGAGCCAGCAAGAGGAAACCGCCGUUGAGCGGCGGCGGAGGUGGUGGUGGUGGAGGCGGAAAGGGAGGGUGGGAUAGUUGGGACAGUUUUGAUGACGGAGGAGGGGUUAGAUCGGCGGCGGCGGCGGAUGUGAGGCGGAACCAGUCGGUGAGCGAUUUCAGGAGUGGCGGCGGAGGUCGAGGGUUGAAUUCGAAGUCGAGGUCGACGGAGGAUAUUUUUACGCGGUCGCAAUUGGAGGCUUCGGCGGCGAAUAAGGAGACGUUUUUUGCUAUGAAGAUGGCGGAGAAUGAAUCGCGGCCAGAUAAUGUGCCUCCAUCGCAAGGCGGGAAGUAUGUGGGCUUCGGAUCGAAUCCGGCGGGGGCGGCGGCUCCGAUGCCGAGAAAUAAUUCGCAAGGGGAUGUUCUUUCUGCUGUUACUCAGGGUUUUGGGAGGUUAUCUAUGGUUGCUGCAUCUGCGGCUCAGUCUGCGGCCAAUGUUGUUCAAGCAAGCACAAAGGAGAUCAGUUCCAAGGUGAGAGAGGGAGGGUAUGAUACCAAGGUCAAUGAAACAGUCAAUGUUGUCACCACAAAAACAACAGAGAUCGGACAGAAGACAUGGGGGAUCAUGAGAGGGGUCAUGGCAUUGGCCUCACAAAAGGUGGAGGAGUACACUAAGGAAGGCAGCACGGGCACUGGCACCAGCUGGAAGGCAGACAACUGGCAAAGAAACGAAAGCGAGGGAAAUGGCUAUUAUCAAGAGUUUGCACAAGAGUCAAAAGGAUGGAGUUCCAGAGGAGGGAAGUCCUCAUCUGGUGCUGCUCAUAAUAAUUCUGUCAGCUCAGGGUCUUGGGAUGAUUGGGACCAAAAAGACAAUAGGAAAGAAGAAUCCUCCACAAAGGGUGCAGCGGCCAGUAACGGGGAUGGCUGGGCAGGUUGGGACGAUGGAAAAGAUGACGGAUUUGAUCAUUUCUACCAGAGUGCAUCACCUGAUAAGAAAACUGUUGGGCACAAUGGAAAAUCCGAUUCCAACUGGACUGAUGGCGGCUUUCUCUAAGGUUAGUACAUGAUCACCAACUUUUUUUUUUGACCUUUCAAAAGUGAUUUUUUUCCCCAUGUAACUUGUUGGGAAGGGGCUUGUAUAAUUGUGAACGGUGUGGGCUAAUUGCUCAACUCACAACCAAUGUCUUUCGAGUGUGAGGAACAUUGUUUGUGACUUUUUAAAUUUAGAUUGCUUUCGGAUUUGUAACGACUGCAGUUCAAUUAUUAUUAUUAUUAUUAUUAUUAUUAAUGUUU
Molecule: messenger RNA, 1661 nt
Organism: Camellia sinensis
Lineage: Eukaryota; Viridiplantae; Streptophyta; Magnoliopsida; Ericales; Theaceae
Product: putative ADP-ribosylation factor GTPase-activating protein AGD6
Biological process (GO): vesicle-mediated transport
Molecular function (GO): GTPase activator activity
Source: RefSeq, a predicted model, not a curated record